Molecule: messenger RNA, 8376 nt
Organism: Aethalodelphis obliquidens (Pacific white-sided dolphin)
Lineage: Eukaryota; Metazoa; Chordata; Mammalia; Artiodactyla; Delphinidae
Gene: BMP2K
Product: BMP2 inducible kinase
Exons: 16
Coding region: 599-3973 (1124 amino acids)
Biological process (GO): protein phosphorylation
Molecular function (GO): protein kinase activity; ATP binding
Source: RefSeq, a predicted model, not a curated record
ACCGUCACUUCCGGCGGCGCAGGCCACGCGCCUGCGCGGGGCGCCUGGCCUCAGUGAACGGUCGGCAGGGGCGCCGCGCCGCCAACGGCCUCGAGUGGCGGGCGGCGCGGAUUCGACUGGGGCGGCAGCGGUGCCGCGGGAUGCUGUCCAGAGAGUGUGCGGCCUGAGCGGGCCAGCCCACUCCGCGGAGGGGCCGGUCGCCCCGCCCCCUUCGCCAUCUCCCUCCAUUGCGCCCUCCUCCGGGGCUCGCAGUCCGUCCUGGUGCGGCUGCUAGGGCGCCCGGGACACUGGCGGAGGCGGCCGCGUCGCCCUCGCACUCGGGCCCGCCCCCUCGCGCCCCGCCCUGUCCCCGCCCUCCUCGCCGCCCUCUGCGGGAGCCCGGCAGCUGCAGCGGAGCCGCGGAGCGGGCGGCGGGGCCGGGGCUGUGCGCUCGGCGCGCGCGGAAUGUGAGGCUCGGCAGGCCGUAGCGCUCUCGGACGCUCGGACGAGCGAGGGGCGGCGACCCCUCGCGGACGCCCGGCCGCGUGCCGGACCGGGCACCUCACCCUCUCGCUCGCCGUUGCGCGCGCCCCGCGCCCUCCAGCGCGCCGGCGGGACCAUGAAGAAGUUCUCUCGAAUGCCCAAGUCGGAGGGCGGCGGCGGCGGCGGUGGAGCGGCGGGUGGCGGGGCCGGCGGGGCCGGGGCCGGCUCUGGUAGCUCGUCCAUGGGGGUCCGGGUGUUUGCGGUCGGCCGUUACCAGGUCACCCUGGAGGAGUCACUGGCCGAAGGUGGAUUCUCCACAGUUUUCCUGGUGCGGACUCACGGUGGACUCCGCUAUGCAUUGAAGCGAAUGUAUGUCAAUAACGCGACAGACCUCAACAUUUGUAAAAGGGAAAUUACAAUUAUGAAAGAGCUGUCUGGUCACAAAAAUAUCGUGGGUUAUUUGGACUGUACUGUUAAUUCAGUUAGUGAUAAUGUAUGGGAAGUGCUUAUCUUAAUGGAAUAUUGUCGAGCUGGGCAGGUAGUGAAUCAGAUGAAUAAGAAGCUGCAGACAGGUUUUACAGAACCAGAAGUGUUACAGAUAUUCUGUGAUACCUGUGAAGCUGUUGCAAGGUUGCAUCAGUGUAAGACUCCAAUAAUUCACCGGGAUCUGAAGGUGGAAAAUAUUUUGUUGAAUGAUGGUGGAAACUAUGUACUUUGUGACUUUGGCAGUGCCACAAAUAAAUUUCUUAAUCCUCAGAAAGAUGGCGUUAAUAUAGUAGAAGAAGAAAUUAAAAAGUAUACAACUCUGUCAUACAGAGCCCCUGAAAUGAUCAACCUUUAUGGAGGGAAACCUAUCACCACCAAGGCUGAUAUCUGGGCCCUGGGAUGUUUGCUGUAUAAACUUUGUUUCUUCACUCUUCCUUUUGGUGAGAGUCAGGUUGCUAUCUGUGAUGGCAGCUUCACCAUCCCAGACAAUUCCCGUUACUCCCAUAACAUACAUUGUUUAAUAAGGUUCAUGCUUGAACCAGAUCCAGAACGUAGACCCGAUAUAUUUCAAGUGUCAUAUUUUGCAUUUAAAUUUGCCAAAAAGGAUUGUCCAGUCUCCAACAUCAAUAAUUCUCCUAUUCCUUCAGCUCUUCCUGAACCGAUGACUGCUAGUGAAGCAGCUUCUAGGAAAAGCCAAAUAAAAGCCAGAAUAACAGAUACCAUUGGACCAACAGAAACCUCAAUUGCACCAAGACAGAGACCAAAGGCGAAUUCUACUACUGCCACUCCUAGUGUGCUGACCAUUCAAAGUUCAGCAAUACCUGUUAAAGUCCCAGCUCCUGGUGAAUUCAGUAACCACAGACCAAAAGGAGCGCUGAGACCUGGAAAUGGCCCUGAGAUUUUACUGGGUCAGGGGCCCACUCAGCAGCCUCCACAGCAGCAUCGAGUACUUCAGCAGUUACAGCAGGGAGACUGGAGAUUGCAGCAGCUUCAUCUGCAGCAUCGUCAUCCUCAGCAGCAGCAGCAGCUACUUCAGGAUGCUUAUAUGCAGCAGUAUCAACAUGCAGUGCAACAGCAACAGAUACUUCAACAACAGUUUUUAAUGCAUUCAGUAUAUCAGCCGCAACCUUCUGCAUCACAGUAUCCUACAAUGAUGCAGCAGUAUCAGCAGGCUUUCUUGCAGCAGCAAAUGCUAGCUCAACAUCAGCAGUCUCAACAACAGGCAUCACCAGAAUAUCUCACUUCCCCUCAAGAGUUCUCACCAGCCUUAGUGUCCUACACUUCAUCACUUCCAGCUCAGGUUGGAACCAUAAUGGACUCCUCUUAUAGUGCCAAUAGGUCAGUUGCUGAUAAAGAGGCAGUUGCAAAUAUUACAAAUCAGAAGAACAUCAGUAACCCACCUGAUAUGUCAGGGUGGAAUCCUUUUGGAGAGGAUAAUUUCUCCAAGUUAACAGAAGAGGAACUGUUGGACAGAGAAUUUGACCUUCUAAGAUCAAACAGGCUCGAGGAGAGAGCAUCCUCAGAUAAGAAUGUAGAGCCACUUUCUGCUCCACAUAACCAUCCUCCAGAAGAUCCUUUUGGUUCUGUUCCUUUCAUUUCUCACUCAGGUUCUCCUGAAAAGAAAGUUGAACAUUCAUCCAUGAAUCAAGAAAAUAGCACUGAAAACCCUAUCAAGAAUACAAAAGCAAGCCCAGUAUCUAAAGACCACCGGACUGGAAAGAAAACCUCAGAGAAUUCAUCAGUACACGGUCAACUGCAAAAGGGGAACGAUGAAUCUGAGAGUGAUUUUGAAUCAGAUCCCCCUUCUCCUAAGAGCAGCGAAGAGGAAGAGCAAGAGGAUGAAGAAGUUCUUCAGGGAGAACAAGGAGAUUUUAACGAUGACGAUACUGAGCCGGAAAAUCUGGGUCACAGGCCUCUGCUUAUGGAUUCUGAAGAUGAGGAAGAAGAAGAGAAACACAGCUCCGAUUCGGAUUACGAGCAGGCCAAAGCCAAGUAUAGCGACGCCAGCGCGGUCUACAGAGACACAUCUGGCAGCGGAGCGAUCCAGGAUCCUAGUGCAGCAGUCCUCACGCCCACCCAGUUACCCUCGGACGUCGGGGCGGGGACUCCCAGACCGGAGUUUGAUGUCUUUGGCGCCGUCCCCUUCUUUGCUGCACGUGCUCAACAGCCCCGCCAAGGGGAGCCGGAGAAGGACCCCUCCCCCGAGAGCCGGCUUCCCGCCGUGGGGCUGGAGCCCGAGGAGUUCGAUGUCUUCACCAAGGCGCCCUUCAGCAAGAAGGUGCCCGUGCCCGACGCGCCUGCGCUCCCCGCUCGUCCGCAGUGUGUGGAUAUAUUUGGCUCCACUCCGUUCCAGCCCUUGCCCACAUCAGCAAGUAAAAGCGACAGCAACGAGGACCUUUUUGGGCUGGUGCCCUUUGAGGAGAUAACCGGCAGUCAGCAGCAAAAAGUCAAGCAGCGCAGCUUGCAGAAACUGUCCUCCCGCCAGAGGCGCACGAAGCAGGAGGCGGCCAAGAGUAACGGGAAGCGGCACCACGGCACGCCCACCGGUGCCAAAAAGCCGGCCAAACCCGCCUACCGCACCCCAGAGAGGGCCCGCAGGCACAAGAGGGUGGGCCGCCGGGACUCCCAGAGCAGCAAUGAAUUUCUGACCAUCUCGGACUCCAAGGAGAACAUCAGCGUUGCCCUGACCGACGGGAAGGACAGAGGGCACGUCCUGCAAGCCGAUGAGGGUCUGUUGGACCCCUUUGGGGCCAAGCCGUUCCACCCUCCGGACCUGCCGUGGCACCCCCCGCAUCAGGGCCUGAGCGACAUCCGUGCCGACCACAACCCUGUCCUGCCCGGGCGGCCCAGGCCGAAUUCACUCCACGGGUCGUUCCCCGGGGCAGAUGCGUUGAAAAUGGAUGAUUUUGGUGCCGUGCCCUUUACAGAACUCGUGGUGCAAAGCGUCACCUCACAUCAGUCCCAACAGGCCCAGCCAGUCGAAUUGGACCCAUUCGGUGCUGCUCCGUUUCCUUCUAAACAGUAGAUAACUUCUGACUCUUGUUAUUAACUCCUGUUUCAAAGAAAAAAGUAUGAAUAGUUUUAUGAAUUUGAAAGAAAAUUUAUUUGUAUAGCUCUUUAUAUCAUUCAUUCUUACAGGUCAAUCAGAAUAGGUGAUUUUUAAAUAAACCAAAUAGAAAAAGGAAGUAUCUGCACAGGGUAGCAACUCCACGUCUCUUCCACGCAGGAGCAAAGGGAGUGAAAUGGCAAGCUCUAACCUGGGGUUUCAGCUGCAGACGUGAAGGCACAGAAAUCCAGGGAAAGUGUGUGGGCCCUUUCCAGUCGUGUAGUCCCUGAAAAGGGACUGGAAAGCUGCAGCUUUAUUUUUAUAACAGAAUGUCACUUUUGUGUGUGUAUCCGAGGCUCAUUCCAGAAUCCAGCAUUUAAAACUAAGGUUGUUUGUACAUACACAAGUUGCAUUUGUGGAUUUUUUUUUUUUUUAAGGUCUCUUCUAAUUUCCACAUUGGGGGAAAAAAAUCCACUUCUCAUAAAGAAUGAGAAAGUUAUUAUCUGGAGAGUGCAGAGAUUUUAGUCCUUACACCUUUCUCUACAAAGCGGAGCCAGAGGUCACUGACUGUUGUGCCUAAAACUGUUUCAUUUAAAAAAACAAGUGCCAUUAAUAUGGAAUAUCUAUGUAGACACCUUGAACAAAAACUAAGGAUAGAUAUCUGACAGGUGGAAAAAUGUAGAGAAAAAAAUGAUACAAAGAAAAAACCACUCUACUUCAGGAACACUUUAUGUUCUGGUGUUGAAUGGCUUCUUGCUCAAAACUUAUCAUGUCCCUAGUAAAGCAGAUUAUUGGAAAAACUGGGAAUGAGGACAAGGGUCAUAUAGAAAUUUUAUUUUAGGGAAAAAUAUGUAGCUAAAACCCUGAGUUUUUGAGACGUUUACAAUGUAAAAUCAUGUGGCAUUUAAUAAUGUGCUUUAUUGAAUUACCACCUUCGCCAACUAUUCCCCAAGUCGUGAGCAGCAAUUUCUGAGUUAGGUCUGGAGGGUGGAGUAGUUUUAAUAAAGUGCACAGAACAGCGAAACCCACAAAGCCUUACCGGCAGGACUUGCGCAUCCUGCCGCAAAUACCUCUGCACUAGUAACACGAGAUCUGAGAGUGGCUGUGAGGUGUCAGAUGACCAGGGGCUAGCAUCUCCACUCUGCUAGUUAGCUGAUUGUGUCUUUAGUGAAAAGAACCCAGCUACCAAAUUGCCUUUUUUUUUAACAUCACAAAUCCUAAUUAGAAACUUGAGGUUUUAUAGAAGUUGUUUAAUAAGAUAGAAAUCACGUCUAUGAAUUAAUGUGAAUAGAGUAUGUGUGCUUCCUGUGUCUCCAACUAUUUUAAGUUAUAAUUAACUGUCCUUCCCUAUCAAAUUAACAUUUAGAGGUUUCUAGAACCAUUAAAGCUAUUUACAAAAAAAGGGUGAAAACUCUUUUCAACUGGCACUCACUCUCCUCGAUUGCUCUAUUUUAAGUUAACUCUCUUUGAGCCCAAUUAAAAUGUAUUUUAUGAGUAAUCUUAAUAGAAUCUCUUAAUUAUAGUGCCCCAGUUGGGUUGAGCUAUUUGCCUGUUUUUUUCACAGUUCUAAAUUUGGGAAGAAGCAAAGUAUAUGUAACUAAGCCAUCUAUUUUUUUUAUUGCUUCUCUCUUUUUUAUGUUUUAAAUCAGAUACAACUUUUGUGGACAAAGGGGGAAGCAGUAUGUGAAUCAGAGUGAAGCAGAGGCAGACCAAGCAUGACAUUCGUUACUGCUUUAAAAGCUGUACUUUUAGAGCCCAAGUGCACCAGUUACUUGUCCUUGUGCCAAAGGCAAAUAUUAUGUUUGCACCUUUUUUUUUUUUUUUCUGAUUCUCAGGUUGAUUAAUACUGCUAAUGCAAAUGCUCAAGUAGAUGUGCUUGAAAACUUUACAAAGUAGAUUCAAGUGAUACUUUCUUUUAAAAGUGAAGAGUUGAUGAUUACACAUAGUAAAUUCAUGAACUACAGUAGGUUUGUAUCAAACAGAAUCUGUUUUUUAAUGAAAUCUGUUGGUUGAUGUAUACACAGUAUGCUUCUUUGACUAUUUUAGUCCUUAGCCUUGGUCUCUGCUAGACCUCAUGAGUUUCUUAAUUUAGAAGGGGUAGAGAUGAACUAGUAUGGUUUCCUUGGGAUGUAAACAUGAAAUACCUAGAGUCUGUCUGAUACCAAGGCCUUGCUUACAGUUGUUUUUCAAUACACUGAAUAAUUUUAAAUGAUUUAGAUACUGAUAGACACUUUGGCUUAUAAUGCUGGAUAAAUCCUAAGGAAACACUUUGACACUGUUUAAAAUAUUUACCUUCUUAUGUUUAUUAUAUCACAGCCCAGUGACUUUUCUCUUGAGAUUAUAGCUCAGAAGAGACAUUUAGGACUUAAUAGGGGACCCAAUGGGAGAGAAAUGGGGAGAUUCCUUUGUGUUGAAGUAGAGGCAUUUUCCCAAGGAGUACAGGAUUAGGGUUGCUUUCCAUUUCCCAUCAUGUUUUCCCACUACUGUUAGGAUGUAAGUCACUCCACACAGCUGAUGCCCAGGUAAUUCCCUUAUGAGAAUUAUGAGAAUAAAGCUCACAAGACGUGUGAAAGAGCUUAACACAUACUUGGUACACAGCACUCAGUAAAAGUUUGGCUCUAUUGUGGGAUGGUCCAAUUCUUGCUUAAGGAAGGAAAGUUGAAAAGAAAUCAUGUUCCUAUUAAUCAGUUGUCUUCUGUGCUUCUUUAGCAUGUAAAGUAGUCAUAACUCUAAACCUGUAAUACUUGAACAUCACUAAGGGAAGUAAAAUAUUAUGAAGCUAGCAAAAGUCUGAGGCCAAAGUUAUUUCUGUCCUAACAGCUUUAAUAAUGCUUAUUGAUUUUGAAUCAUCUUUUUAAAAGUGGACCAUUUGCUUAUUUUAAUAUUAUCACUUCAGCAAAAUGUUAGUGUUAAAAAGAUCAGUUUUUAUGGCACUGAGGAAUGUAUCUGCUAAGACACAAAAGUUGCUUGGUAUAGAUAUUAGGCAGAGGAGGAGAGGUUUAACUGACUAGAAUGUUUAUUCAAAAGUAUACAUCGGGAAAGUGUGAUUCUUCCACUGACGCGCCCCAUCCCUGUGUGUGUGUGUGUGUGUGUGUGUGUGUGUGUGUGUACGUGGACACAGUUACGACAUUAUUUGGAAUUGUAGAUAGAAGCAGCUUUUGAUUCUACCCUGUUUAUCGUUUGACAGUGAUAGACUGCUGUCCUCAUCUUGCUGGUGGGAAAUACUAAGGUGGAGCCCCUCCUCUACUCUGGUGUUCAUCAGGCAGAGUAGUCUUCCUACUAUCCAGCCUCUCUGCUUGGUUUAUUUUAGGUUGUGGUACUUCAUAUCAGCAUUGCUAGAAGGUACACGUGUAUUAGUAUCACUAGUUCUGAGGAGUUUGGGUACAUUUGUUUUAAUAUAUAUAGAAUGUGCAGUAAACAUUUUCUUCCUUUUUUUUUUUCUUUUAGCAAAAUUACGCAUCAUUUUAGGUCCAAUGUUGAGCUGACAGAUCUACUGUGAGAAUAACAUAAUGAUAGUUUAUUUGAAAACUUUUAUACACAGUGCUGUUUAUAUAUUAGGGUAAAUAUAUAGACGCACACAUGCUUGUACAUGUUACACCUCUCUACUGUGGAGUUAAUGUGAAUUUUUAAAUUUUAAAUGGAAUUGCAACCACAAUCAUUACUAAAGGAACAUUCACUCCUGGUGAGGGUUUACAAAAGCCACUAAAAGAAUAAGGUAGACAGAUGAAAAUGCAAACGGCCAUCAUUUGGGGUUAUUUUUAUUUAAAAAUUUAUUGUACUACUUUUAAAAGAGAAUUGUUUUUAUUCCUAUGCUCUUUUUGUGAUUGAAAAGUCAUCUAAUAGUAAGCAGAAUAGUAAUAGUAAGCUACUUUUUAAUUGCUGGCAAACAGCUUUAAGUGCACUUUCUUUGAUUACACUUCCAUUUUUUGUUAAACUUGAAUUUUCUGAAGCCUUUUAUGUACCACUAAGCAAAUAACUUUAACUUUUAAUAAACCUGAUUUACAUCUUUAUUAUAUUUCUAAUUGUUGAAAACAUACUUUCUAAAGUAAGUUAACUUCAGUCCUCACAUACAGCUGGAAAACUGUUAUGAGACAGAAUCAGUUGCUUUUUUUUUUUUCUUCCUAUAUCUAAUUAAGCACUAACUGAUUUUAGUACUAUAUUGCCUUUACAUUGCUUAUUCUUAUUGACUGAAUCCUGUCCCUCAUUCACUUCGUUUUGUUUGAAAUUUAAAGUUAUUUUCUUACUGUAUUUAUCAUACCUACUGUUUUAAUAAUCUGCUUUCUUUAAAUGCAAUAAAUCCCAAAUGGAUUGCAUAUUCUUUAUAAUCAGUGACUUCAGAGUUUUUCAUUAUUUGUCAUCUUAUUAAAAGUUUUGGAUGCAAA